ACCAGAAUUUAACAAAGCGAACUCUCUGAUCAUCCUCACCGAAACCUUCAUAUUCACUUCAAUAUCUUAAUUUCUAUCAGACAUGCAUAUACAGUAGUGUCUACAUAUUGCAUAUUGAGCUGGUGCAGAAAGCCCUGUAUAAUUUCUUGGCAAAUUUUUUUUUUUUGGAUGAAUAUUUCCGGGGAAAUUCACACAAGCCAGAUGUCAACCAACAUCUCUAGCCAUGAUGGAGAUCUGGAGUCUCAGCAAGCGGUUUUGCUAAUACCCAGUAACACCCCAAGUACCCAUUGGAGCAGGAUUUAUCUCAUUCUUAGGGUGCGACUUCUCAUUCUUAGGGAGCGAAAUCGCAAAUUGAGAGCAGAUAGAGCCAACAAGGCUUCUCUUGCUCUUGACAGAUCAAGUACUUCAUCAUCUACUUCUUAUUACAGUAUCAUCAGCACCGAUGGCACAGCAGAAGCAGAUAUUAAAAGCAAAAGAGGGGAGGAAAUCUCGUCCGCAUCAAAUGAAGUUUCAAUAAAUGAAAAUUUGGAUGGGGCAAGUAAUGCAGAACUCCAACAAGAAAACAUAGCGAGAAUGGUAAAGGAGAAAGACCUAAAUUCCUUACAGAAUUUUGGAGGCAUCCAAGUAAUUGCAAAGGCUCUGGAUACUGAUUUAGAGAACGGAAUCCGUGGAGAUGAGCAAGACAUGCGCUCUCGACGCAUAGCCAGCACGCUCUCCACAGCACAUGCUCCUAAGCAAGGCUUCUUUCAAUUGCUCGUAACAUCUUGCAAUAGUUACAUUAUUGUCCUUCUGUCCGUGUCCGCAGUGCUGUCACUUGGCUUUGGAAUCAAGGAGGAAGGCUGGAGGACUGGCUGGGAGGAAGGAGUACUCAUAAUCGUUGCCAUCAUCAUACUUGUACUUGAUCCUUGGCUACGUGACUUCUGGCUCGAACAUUCACAGAAGACGUCACCAAAGCAGAAACCAUUGGAAUUAGUUCAAGUCUUCAGAGGGGGAUGCCCACAGAAAGUAUCCAUCGGUGAUGUUUUGGUGGGUGACAUAGUCUGCCUGGAGGGGGGAACUCAGAUCCCUGCUGAUGGCUUGUUCAUAUCUGGUGAGCAGCUUCUAAAACUAAAUUAUGAUGGUCUAGAGUCCACCAUCGAUGACAGGAACCCAUUUCUGUUCUACGGCGCAAAGGUGAUUGAGGGAACUGGUCGCAUGCUAGUGACAUCUGUGGGCAUGGACACCACAUGGGGUCAGUUGAUGAAACAGGUUACUCAAGCCCUCAACGACAAGGCCCCAUUACCAGCUAAACUUGACCGGGUGAGCACUGGCUUACAAAUUAUUGGGCUCUCAAUUUCUAUCCUCAUCCUUAUUGUGUCGUUCCUCCAAUUUGAGCUUGGAAAGGAAGAUUUUGGCUCCAACCACCCAGAUUUCAAGGGGAAACCAACUGCAAGUAAAGAGAUAAUGGACGCAAUCAAGAGAAUUGUCAUCAAACCAAAUGGGAAGACCAGUACCUUAACAACUUCACUUACUAUGUUGCUGGUUGGAGUAACGGAAGGAAUUCCUUUGGCAAUUACGCUCGCCAUCACUUAUUGGAAUAGGAAGAUGCUGUCUGACAAGGCCACUGCUCAAGAACCUUGGGCUUGUCUCACCAUGAGUUCAGUCACAACUAUUUGCAUUCACCCGCUGGAGGUUGACAUGUUCUGGACAGAAGAGACAAGAAAAGCAAUACAAGCUUGGACAAAUGCUGGAGUUAGUGUCAUACUUGUUUCAGAAGCUAAUGCCUCAGUGUUGGAAGGCAUAGCUCUCGAGUGUGGACUGCUCCCCAACUCAAAUAGAUUGGUGCUUGAAGUUGAAAACUUCCGAAACUACAGCAACGAGGAGAGGAUGAAUGAAGUAGAAAAAAUCACCGUGAUGGGAAGCUCCUCCCCUUCAGACAGGCUCCUUCUAGUGCAGUGUUUGAAAGAAAAAGGCCACAAAGUAGCAAUUGUUGGAGGCAAAAUAAAUGACAUUCCGGCCCUAAAGGAAGCUGAUGUGGGGAUUGUGAUAGAGAGUUGUAGCAGUGAAAUGGCCAGAGAAAGUUCUGACAUCAUCAUCCGCGACGGCGAUUUCAGUUUCUUGGUCACCAUUGUCGGGUGCGGAAGAUGUACUUAUGACAACAUUCGGAAGUAUAUCCAGCUUGAGCUUACCAUGAAUAUCGCAGGGCUGUUGAUAACCUCCAUCACAACCAUGUCCUGUGGAUAUUCUCCAAUUUCGGCAAUCCAAUUGCUUUGGGCUAACUUCAUCGUGACCCUUCUAGGUGGCCUUGCAUUACUGACUGAGCCACUGACAGAAAAACUGAUGGACAGGCCGCCACUGAGACAAAGUGAACCACUUAUCACCAAGGCUAUGUGGAGAAACGUAGUCAGUCAAGCUCUAUAUCAGGUUGCCAUCUUACUGACCUUCCAAUUCAAUGGGCAAGCUAUCCUGGGCAUCAGCAAGAAGGUGAGUAAAACCAUUAUCUUCAAUGGUUUCGUUCUCUGCCAAGUAUUUAACCAAGUAAAUUCAAGGGAGCUGGAGAAGAAGAAUGUUUUUAGGGGCAUUCAUCGUAACCCAUUUUUUUGGGUGGCGGUGGUUGUUAUUCUGGUGCUUCAGGUGUCUUUUAUUGAGAUUGCACAUUUCCUUACCGGCAACCCAAAAUUGAAUUGGUUGCAGUGGUUCGUCUGUCUUCUAAUUGGAAUGAUAUCAUGUGCUAAUGAUUGGGCUACAAAGUGGGCAGUAGGUUGCAUCAUGGGUUGGUUUACCGGACCAUUUUGCUCAAAUAUGGGAACCAUUAGCAUGACACCCUCUGCUCCCUCAGAAUCUGCAACUCUUGAGCUGCCACUAAUGGAAACUUGA
Molecule: messenger RNA, 2856 nt
Organism: Alnus glutinosa
Lineage: Eukaryota; Viridiplantae; Streptophyta; Magnoliopsida; Fagales; Betulaceae
Product: calcium-transporting ATPase 12, plasma membrane-type-like
Exons: 2
Coding region: 169-2856 (895 amino acids)
Cellular component (GO): intracellular membrane-bounded organelle; membrane
Molecular function (GO): ATP binding; P-type calcium transporter activity; ATP hydrolysis activity
Source: RefSeq, a predicted model, not a curated record